AUGAGCAACAGCCUGGAAGCAAAGAUCGUCGUCCUCGGCGCCCAGGAGUACGGAGUAGGCGUCGGGAAGACAUCGCUGGUGCAGCGGUACGUCAAGAACUCGUUCAACAGCUCUGCCACGGCCUCUACCGUCGGCGCCUCCUUCGUCACCAAGCGAGUGCUCGACACGACCUCAGACACCAUCGUGCGGCUGCAGAUAUGGGACACCGCCGGCCAGGAACGAUUUCGCAGCAUCUCGAGGCUGUACUACCGCGGAGCCCACGCGGGACUGCUCUGCUACGACAUCACGGACGAGCGAAGCUUCGACGAGAUGCGCGGCUGGCUCGUCGAGCUCAAGCAGAACCUUCACGACGGCGAGGACGGGGACGAGUGGCCGCUCGUCAUACACGUCGUUGGCACCAAGUCGGAUAUCGUGGCAGACGACCCCGCCCGCCGCCGUGUCCCCUUUGAACGGACGAUAGCAUACAUCGCCGAACAGCUCUAUCCCUCGCAGGCAUCGACGCCGCCGCCGAGUUCAGGCAUGGGCAUGGGCAUGGGCAUGGGCAUGGGCACGGCCGGCAUGGGUGUGGGCGGCGGUGCAAGUGCAGGCAGCAUCCCCGGCGCAGCAGGGCACGGCAGCAGCAGUCUGGCACCGGACAGCAAGCGAAACAGCGGCUUCUGGGGCCAGGAUAUCGGCUGGGACUGCUGCCACGAGAUCAGCAGCAAGGACGGCGAGGGCAUCGACGAGGUCUUUCGCGUCAUCACCCGCAAGCUAGUCGAGCAGCGGAACCGCAGAGAGAGGGAAAGCGAUGCAAAGCAGAAUCCCAGCGUACGGGCGCGGUCGAGGGCGGGCAGGACGUCCGGCGAUGCAGACAAGCGGAGGAGCUGGCUGAGCUUCCCGCCGACGCUGGUCGUUGGAGAUGCGGAUGCAGACGAAGACGGUGAAGAAGAGGCCGACGGAGGACUGCUCGAUACCACGCAGCGGAGGAAGAGGUGCUGCUGA
Arthroderma uncinatum is the source of this 981-nucleotide messenger RNA. RefSeq names its product ras-like GTP-binding protein RYL2. The record is from RefSeq and is a predicted model, not a curated record. Gene Ontology annotation, cellular component: endomembrane system. NCBI's taxonomy places the organism in Eukaryota, Fungi, Ascomycota, Eurotiomycetes, Onygenales, Arthrodermataceae. Gene Ontology annotation, biological process: intracellular protein transport. The transcript has 2 exons. Gene Ontology annotation, molecular function: GTPase activity; GTP binding. Bases 1 to 981 code for a protein of 326 amino acids.